AUGUCCUCAAAUUAUGAGGAUAACAAUGUCCUUAAUUACAAGGACAAAAAAAGAAAUGUCCUCAAUUACAAGGACAAAAAUGUUCUCAAUUACAAGAACAAAAAUAUCCUUAAUUAUAAGGACAAAAUAUCCUCAAUUGCAAGGGCAAAAUUGUCCUCAAGUUACAAGGACAGAAAUGUUCUUAAAUAUGAGGACAAAAGUGUCCUUAUAGUUGGACAAAAAUCAUGUCCUCAUAGUUGCGAGGACAAAAAUGUCCUCAAAGUUGCAAGGACAAAAUAUACUCAAUUUACAAGGACAACAAUGGCCUUAAUUACGAGGAUAAAAUUGUCCUCAAGUUACAAGGACAGAAAUGUCCUCAAAUUAUGA
Rhizophagus irregularis DAOM 181602=DAOM 197198 is the source of this 366-nucleotide messenger RNA. RefSeq lists its product as uncharacterized. Lineage: Eukaryota; Fungi; Glomeromycota; Glomeromycetes; Glomerales; Glomeraceae. The record is from RefSeq and is a predicted model, not a curated record.